GGCUCUCGGAGGCAGAGCUCUCGCGUCUCACCCGCGGACCUACCUCCGAAACCCGUUCCUCUUUUCGACGGACUCUGGGACGAGCUUCGUACCGAUCUGGAUUACCGCUCGCAGGGACUUUAUUCCGGGAAUUUAACGGGACAGCAGCCUCUCCGCGCUGUGGAUUUCUCUUCUUAUCCUGGAUCUUGUGGAUUAUUUUACUGACUUCAACAUGACCCUGGAGGAAGUCGUUGGAUCGAACAGCACCGAGAAAAAGAUGGAGACGGUGAGUCAGGCUCUGGAGGAGCUGCUGGUCGCAGCCCAGCGGCAGGACUGUCUCACCGUGGGGGUCUACGAGUCCGCCAAGCUCAUGAAUGUAGACCCGGACAGCGUGGUCCUGUGCCUCCUCGCCACCGACGAGGAGGACGAGGACGACAUCGCGCUGCAGAUCCACUUCACGCUGCUUCAGGCGUUCUGCUGCGACAACGACAUCAACAUCCUGCGGGUGUCCGGCAUGAGGCGGCUGGCUCAGGUGCUGGAGGAGGACACCGAGGACGGCAACGGCAACGAGCCCCGGGACCUGCACUGCAUCCUGGUCACGAACCCCCCGGUGCAGCCGCUGCAGUGCCAGGCCCUGCAGGACGUCAGCAGCUUCUGCGAGGAGAGCCGCUGCAGGAACCAGUGGGUGCCCUGCCUGGAGCUGCAGGACGGCUGAGCCGCGCUGGGCCGAGCCGAACCGAACCAGACCGCUGCGGAGCGGUGAGAAAGAGUGGAAACAGUCCAAACAGCCGUCCUCGUGCAGAAGAGGAGUAACGGCGUUUGAGUGAAGACGGGGGCCGAGCCGAGCCGAGCCGAGCCGAGCCCAACCGGGGGCCCUCCUGCCGCCUGAUGGCGCGCGAGGUCCCGGUACCGGGCGGGUUGUGAAAGCGGACCGGACUGUGCAGGAGGCUCCGGGUCCUGGAGCCGCAGAGAGAGGAAGAUUUUCCUUCUUUUUUUUUUUUUUUUUUUCAAUGAAGUGUGGCGCGUGCUGAUCGACAGCACCUGGAUGUCAGGUGACUGAACUGAACCGGUGAAUGAAUGCGUGAACUGAGGAGCCGCACCCGAGGCUCCGGACUACCUGAGCAGCAGGUGCUGCAGGUGUUCCGCUCACCUGUCUGCUCAGAGCAUGUGACGUCACGGCGUAUUAUGUCUCGUUAUUGGUGACGCAGUGGAGUUCCACUGAUGUCACACCUGGGUAUUUAAAGUGAGCAGAGGUAAUAUAUGAGUGAAUCCACCUGUUGCCUUAUUCUAUCUGAAUAAAUAAUUGAAGGA
Molecule: messenger RNA, 1290 nt
Organism: Xiphias gladius (swordfish)
Lineage: Eukaryota; Metazoa; Chordata; Actinopteri; Istiophoriformes; Xiphiidae
Product: growth arrest and DNA damage-inducible protein GADD45 beta-like
Exons: 4
Coding region: 212-694 (160 amino acids)
Biological process (GO): regulation of cell cycle
Cellular component (GO): nucleus; cytoplasm
Source: RefSeq, a predicted model, not a curated record